Guyanagaster necrorhizus is the source of this 1000-nucleotide messenger RNA. RefSeq lists its product as uncharacterized. The transcript has 4 exons. The coding region runs from base 95 to 1000 and encodes 301 amino acids. The record is from RefSeq and is a predicted model, not a curated record. Gene Ontology annotation, biological process: regulation of transcription by RNA polymerase II. Gene Ontology annotation, molecular function: RNA polymerase II cis-regulatory region sequence-specific DNA binding; DNA-binding transcription factor activity, RNA polymerase II-specific. Lineage: Eukaryota; Fungi; Basidiomycota; Agaricomycetes; Agaricales; Physalacriaceae.
GGGCACCUUAGCUGUAAACAGAGGCUGCACAGGAACAUCAGCGAGCAUCAGCAGUCUUUCGGGAUUGUUUCGGGCCUUGAAUUUGAUAGCAGGCAUGUCCGCAGAGACAACAUCAGGCGUGCGAGGGACACCCAUACCGGCUUGGUCCUUACCAAUGACGACGCCAGCAGCCAGCGGCGUCUCCGAGUCUUCGCAUCCCCCACGAAUUCAGAAACAUCAUCUUCAACAACACGCAGCAGCCAUCGCACUCGAUGCUAUCAGCAGACAGCAGUAUCCUGUUCAGAAUAUGUAUGGCCAAGGCGAUGGCGCUCUCAUUCCCACAGAUGGCCCUGCCACUGAACCGGAUGGUCCCCGCACCUACACCUACAUCGCAGCUCCCAACUCUGUCGCCUUUACCGUUCAGUCAACAACUACCGUGCCUCAAGACACUGCCAACAUGUCUGUCGCUCCGUCUGAGGACGCUCAUUCCCCCGAACAGCCUGACAAGGAUUCAGAGAUGCCGUCGUCCCGUCCGGGUCGCUCCUCGCAGAGCCCUGAAGCAAGCCCAAGCCAGGGUGGCGUCGGUGCCAAUCAUUAUCCAUCUGCCAGCGGCGUGCCCCGCCUUCCACCUAUUCUUCAAGUUGAGAAGCAGCAGGUCACAACUUCCGCUACUCAGCUUGCCAGUGCGAACAGACGCAGAAACGAGGCCCAUUUUCAAUGUCCGGUACCGGGUUGUGGUAGUACUUUCACUCGUCGCUUCAACCUCAGAGGCCAUCUAAGGUCUCAUACCGAAGAGAGGCCAUAUGUAUGCCAAUGGCCCGGCUGCCAGAAGGGUUUUGCCCGCCAACAUGACUGCAAACGUCAUCAGGCACUCCAUACUGCCAAGGCACAAGCGAAUGUUUGUCAAGGUUGUAAGAAGACUUUCAGCAGGUUGGACGCGUUGAAUUACGCUCCGAUGGCGGCGCAGAAUGUAGACGAAUACAUGAUGCCAAACGGGCCAGCAAUGAAGGAGCAAUGGUAG